Molecule: messenger RNA, 2100 nt
Organism: Oryza sativa Japonica Group (Japanese rice)
Lineage: Eukaryota; Viridiplantae; Streptophyta; Magnoliopsida; Poales; Poaceae
Product: serine/threonine-protein kinase AtPK2/AtPK19
Biological process (GO): protein phosphorylation
Molecular function (GO): ATP binding; protein serine/threonine kinase activity
Source: RefSeq, a predicted model, not a curated record
AACGUGCGCCAAUUCGGAAGGAGCACCCAUCUUUCCCCUUUCUCCUUCUCCUCCUCCUACUCCCAGCCGCUCACUCGAACCCCCCCCCCCACCUUCCUUGCCGCCGCUGCCCCGAGGGCGCGGGAGAUAACCUCGCCGGAGCACCGCCACCGCCGCUGUCGAUCUUCUUCCCCGAGGCAAAGCCAGGAGUCUAGACAAACUCAGCUUCAUGAGUUCAAGUUCAGGAAAAGCACUGGCAUCCAGCAUCUCCUAUUCAGCAGGAAAGAGCAGCAUUUUCUUGCUCUGCCUCUUUGCAGGAUACUUGGGAAUUCCUGGCCGAAAAUUCCACUUGCUCAAGACCGUUUGCAGCACUGCAUCUCCUUCCAUCAUUGGAAGUUGUGGAGGGAACCUUCUUUAGACUACUUUAGCACAAGUCUUCAGUUUCUAUUAGUGUGGAAGCUUGGCCUGCAAAACCAGCAACCUUAGCUACGUAGUAGGCCUUUGGAUGAUGGUUUCUUCUCAGACAUCCUCUCUGACAAGAACUAUCGCACAGGACCCCGAGCUCUUCACAGCAAAAAUAAUUCUCCCAAUGGGUCCCCCGGAUGUUAUCUCUGAAAAUGAUGAGUUUGAUUUCUCUGAUGUUUUUGGCACCACUCCAGUUCAGACGCCAACAGGCAUUUCGGUAGCUGGUCCAGACAGUCCUGCACCUUUGGCUGAGUCCAAUGAGGGGGUUUACAAUGAUCCUAUUGUCAUCAUCAAGCGAUCUCAUUCUCUUGUUGGUCCAACAUCACUUGUUAGCCAGUCCCUGCGACUUAGCAAUCUCACUCUAAAUAAAACAGAGGGGUCAUCAGAACCUGCAGAAGAAAAGGAAAGGAACCUAGGGCAGCUCAGUGAUGAAGAGUUUGACAAUGCCACAACAGAAAAUGAAGGUAUUGGGCUUGAUGACUUUGAAAUCUUGAAGCUUGUAGGCCAAGGGGCAUUUGGGAAAGUCUUUCAGGUGAGAAAGAAAGGUACUUCAGAGAUAUACGCGAUGAAAGUUAUGAGGAAGGAUAAGAUCUUGGAAAAGAACCAUGCGGAGUACAUGAAAGCCGAAAGAGAUAUAUUAACAAAAGUUGACCAUCCUUUUGUAGUGCAGCUCAGGUACUCCUUUCAGACAAAAUAUCGACUUUAUCUUGUCCUGGACUUCAUAAAUGGGGGACAUCUCUUCUUCCAGCUCUACAAGCAAGGAUUGUUCAGGGAGGAACUUGCACGGAUCUAUACUGCUGAAAUUGUAUCUGCUGUAGCUCACCUUCACGACAACGGGAUUAUGCAUAGAGAUCUCAAGCCUGAAAAUAUCCUUUUGGAUGCUGAUGGCCAUGCCAUGCUCACUGACUUUGGCCUUGCCAAAGAAUUUAAUGAGAAUACAAGAUCAAACUCGAUGUGUGGAACAGUUGAGUAUAUGGCCCCAGAGAUUAUUCUUGGUCGGGGGCAUGAUAAGGCAGCUGACUGGUGGAGUGUUGGAAUCCUCCUCUUUGAAAUGCUCACGGGAAAGCCUCCGUUUGUUGGGAACAGGGAUAAAGUUCAGCAGAAGAUAGUGAAAGAGAAGCUGAAGCUUCCAUCGUUUUUGUCCAGUGAAGCUCAUUCCCUCUUGAAAGGACUGCUCCACAAAGAAGGUGGCAAGCGGCUAGGAAGCGGUCCGGGCGGCAGCGAUGAGAUAAAGAGGCACAAAUGGCUCAAACCGAUCAACUGGAGGAAGCUGGAGGCCCGGCAGAUCCAGCCGAGCUUCCGACCCAACGUGAGCGGGCUCACCUGCAUCGCCAACUUCGACGAGUGCUGGACCAGCAUGCCGGUGCUGGACUCGCCGGUGGCCACCCCUGUCGCCGGCGGCGCCGGCCACAGCAGCUUCGCCGGGUUCACCUACGUCAGGCCGGCUCCGUUCCUCCAGGAUGUCAAGCCUCCCUCUUCCUCUAGGCUGAAAGACUAGCUAGCAGCCAGUGCGAGUGAAGAAACGGAUGAACCAAGAGCAAGGGGAAAGAGGCGAAGGGUAGGAAGUUACUACUAAAAUAUCUGUAAAAGGACAACUGGUCCAUGUGAAUGCACUUCCGGAGCUAAUCUACCCAGGAGAUAUGAUCCAUUUGCUCA